GCAAAGAGUACCACUCUUUGACCCGCCUUCUUCGUUUGUUCUGUUUUCAUUUGUCAAUAUUCUGCUCAGCGAAUUCUGUGGCGUGAAUUUCCUAGCAAAUUGAAAGAAUAGACUCGUCAUUGAGGCUAGAGUCAAGACAAUACGAGUAUUCGUUCCUUUGUGGCAGAUUCGCCUUGACCUAACAAGGCGGGUCGGCUCUCCAUCCAGCGAAUACAGACCCUUGCCAUGGAAUAAUCCUUACCUACCUAUACAACUCAUCAUUCUCUAAUCUUUAGUUAACUCUGCUGCUGUUUUCUUCGCAGAUUUGGCAUUCAUAGCGACUAGACACACGAUGUGUCGGUCUAGGAUAGCCUGGCUGGCGUUUUCCGCUACACGGCUGGCCUCAUCUGUAUGUGGCCAGGAGUUCAAAUGGAUAGAUAAUCAGGUUAAUGCAACUAUAUGUUAUUGGACUGAUCUUAGAGUUGCCGUCCUCAAGGAUACAGUCUAUAUUGAUGGAGGCCAUAAAGCUUGGAUUCCCGGUAUGGCCAACGGGACAUUGGGUGAUCCGAUCGACGAUGAUAAUCCUUUGGGUCUAAUGUGGACGCUAAAUUUCGGUACUCCUUUCAACACAAGCACAAAUGCUAGUGCUAUACUUCAAACCUUGUCGAAGGCGCCCGGUGGCGGCGCCGCAAACGACUUUGCCCCUAAUUACUACGACGGAGCGCUGCUCGCUAAUAACGAUGAAUUAUUCUUAUACGGUGGUACACUAAUGUUAGCCUCAACUUACGCUGCACCAGAUGCAAACAAGGUGCUCGGCUACAUGGCGUCGCAAUAUGGGACAGAGAAAGAUUUCCACUCAGGGUUCCUAACCAAACAACUUCCCGAUGGCAUGACACGGUAUAUUACUUUUGGAGGCACAGCCAACGCUCCGUCCGAGAAUAAAGCAUGGUAUUUCGGUGGAUAUCGCUCAGAGUCCUGGGGACCAAUUUACGACGGUGUCAACUCUACGUAUGACCCAGCUAACGUCUCUAAUACCUUCAUCACCCUAGACAUGGGCACGCAACAAGCAGAGUCCUGGAAAAAUGUGACCCUCCCGACUGGAACCCCGAGCCGUGCAAGUCCUUCCAUGGUCUGGGUCCCCGUAGGAGAACAAGGCAUCCUGGUCGUAGUGGGUGGUGUGACAUAUCCCGAUUAUGAUAAUUACGAGCUCACAUCCCAAAACGAAGCCCAAAGUAAAAAAGAUAGCCCCAGUUUCAUGUCGAAUAUUGAUAUAUACGAUGUCGCGAGUAACAAAUGGUAUCAGCAACCGACCUCUGGUAGCCCACCUCAAUACGCGAAGGGUUGCGCAAUCGUUGCUACCGCGCAGGACCGCUCUAGUUAUAAUAUCUACUAUUAUGGAGGUUAUGAUGGUCUUGAUGAAUCCUCAAACUACAAUGAUGACGUAUGGAUUCUCUCACUCCCAACAUUCAUGUGGAUGAAGGCUUCCUCGGGUACGCCAGACCACGGUCGGGCUGGACAUCAGUGCGUGACGCCAUACCCGGAUCAAAUGAUAACUAUUGGAGGAAAGACAGGCAACAAUGCCGAUACUAUCGAAUGUCUCGAAGGAGUUUUCCAAGCCUAUAAUCUCACGUCUGGGGCAUGGAUGGAUUCAUAUAACCCAGAUAGCUGGGCGCCAUACGGGGUCCCGGAGAUGAUUCAUGUGAUGAUAGGCGGUAGUUACUCUGGCGGUGCAACAGUUACCACCCCAAGCCCUUCAGGAUGGGCCACGCAAGCACUCGGAAGCGUCUUUGCUACUCAUUACCCUACAGAGAAGAUAGCAACAUAUUACCCUUACAGUUCUAUGGGUCCUUCCAACAGUACUCGAGGAUCGGACGACGGAAGCAGAGGGAAAGGUACACCUUCUUGGCUUGCAGCGGUGUUGGGUGUAGUCCUCGGUCUUGUUUUUGUUACGGCUGUCGUCGUUGCUAUAAUUCUCUAUAGGAGACGGAGACUCCUGAAGAAGAACGGCAGCGAGCACUCGACCAAUGAUAACAGCAAUAAGAUUGCGUCUUGGAUGAGAGGCCUGCAGAGCGAUGGCAAGGCGCCAACCGUGACCUCCGAAGAUACGCGAGUCCAAUACGACGACAUGGAAAGUCGAGGCGUUUCACCGGGCCACAUGGAAAUGAAAAUGGCUCAGCCCUCCGAGAUGUUGGGCACGCCUUUAGUAGAGCUUAUGGACACAUCGCCUGGUCCGCCCCCAUCCGAAUUAGUCGGUAGCACGGGGGACAAUAGUAACACGGGAUUCACACAUAUCGCGCGGUCGCCCUUCGCCUCGAAUCCACAUAUGCCACGUUCCACCGCGACACCCACUAGCCAACCCUUUAUUUCGAAUACCGCAUCCCACGACCACGCCCCUAGUAUCAGCUCCUCUCAAGUUGGUAACCCGCCUCCUCCGAGUUACACACAGAGACCCGAUUCCCCGCCUUUGGGCCAAGCAGGUGCACCUGUUAAUAGGAGUGCGAGCGGCAUGGGGUCGAACCCCAGGCACUCGAGGCAAAUAAGCGAAGAUACAGUGGACUCGUCCAUGAUACCCCGCGCCCCGACGCCCCCGCCGCAACACAACGUGCCCUUCGCACCACAGCAAGCGAGUCCCCCACUACCCGUCAGCCCACCCAGUGUAACUGGCGUGGACGGCGGAUACGAAGCACUCGACUAUUACAGCGUCCACGGGGGUUCGAACCUACAACCGGGGUCAAAUAACUCCCCGAGGCGGAGUAUUUUCCAAGAGGAUAAGGCUGGGCUAGGACAACAUGGCGACGGGAGGAAUUCCUAAAUGCGAUGAGACAAAGAUAAAUAAAAUAAAGAAGGCAAAAUGGGUGCGGGGAGCGAUUUAUGAUUCUUAUGUCCUGCUUUGAAUAUCUGAAUUUACUAAAUAAUUUUGACAUUUAUCCCAUUUGAAGAUACCAAGCAGGAGUUUUUAAUUGUCCAUCGGCGACGCGGUUUUGGGGUUGGUUAGGCGAAUCUUACCUUUGGAUGGGAUAGGGGGUAAAACGUGAUUUUCCC
Molecule: messenger RNA, 3021 nt
Organism: Hypoxylon trugodes
Lineage: Eukaryota; Fungi; Ascomycota; Sordariomycetes; Xylariales; Hypoxylaceae
Exons: 5
Coding region: 332-2791 (819 amino acids)
Molecular function (GO): protein binding
Source: RefSeq, a predicted model, not a curated record